Messenger RNA from Pangasianodon hypophthalmus (striped catfish), 2576 nucleotides. Its product is annotated as RING finger protein 222. The record is from RefSeq and is a predicted model, not a curated record. The transcript has a single exon. Bases 1297 to 1887 code for a protein of 196 amino acids. Lineage: Eukaryota; Metazoa; Chordata; Actinopteri; Siluriformes; Pangasiidae.
UAUAUUUUAAAAGCUUUAAGUAAGCUUUCCAUAAAGGUGCUCAUUCUGAUUAAUACAGUACUAUAAUUUAUGGUGGUUAAUAUAAUAAUGCUUGAAAGAUUGUGCAUGUUGCUCUGACCAAGGUAAAUAUUUCUAUUUCUAUUUAUUUUUUUUAUAUUAUAACUAUAGCAAUAUAGAAACAUUGAAAAUGUCUGAAAACAGGAAGUAAAAAUAGUUACAAUCAACAAUUGCACAAUAAUAAACAUACUGUUCUGAAUAAACAAAAUGUGUCAAAUUGUUUCCGGAAUGAAAAUUUAAUUAAAGUUGAGCAAUAGUUACUUUUGUCAAACACUCUUUUCACACUUUUCUUUUUUGCCGCACUUUUGUGACGGUCCCUAACGCAUCAGCGCAGGACAACAUACCCCGAAUAUACAGUAUUUCGAGAAAGGACCUCGGAGUUGCCUAUAUUCGGAGAAAAUAUUCAGCUCAUUUUGAAUCAGGACUUCGUCGUCUUGAUUAAACGAUUGUAGUUUAUUCUUCCUUUGAUGACAAAUCCAUAUCAUGUAGUGUUACAAUAAUUUGGCGUGUGGUUCGUGCGUUAUUGACCGGAAAUCCCUGAAAUGUCUGAAUAUGAAACUAACUUUAGUCUACUGCAGGCGGUAGAUCUGGUUUUAUAAGAGAAACUGAAUUUCCAGUGUAUUACUAGCAUGUUAUUAUUAUUAUUAUUUUUUUUUUUUAGCAUUUUAGUGGUCAUGAAAGUAUGCUAUUUUAUUUCCUUAUUGUUAUUGUAUGACUGAUUGGUGGUAAAUAGUGCUUCUACUUAUAGAGCUCUAUAAUAGAGCACGUCACACUUACCGCACUUAUCACUGUCCAGAUCACGUGGUGAUUCUUUUUAGCAUAUUUCCUCAUCCCUCACUCCAAUUAAUUACCCAGCUUGAUUGUACUGUACAGCCCCUUGAGCUACAACGCAUGUGACAAGUGAUCUAUAAAUGAAGUUUAUUAUUAUAAUCAUUUAUAGCAUGCCUGAUGUGUUGAUUCUGAGAACAGUCCCACAGCUGAGGUUAAAAUCCGUACAGCAAACUUUUCAUUGGCUACACGCAAAAAUGACAUCGAUACCGGCAGAUUGUCUUUCUCGGUUCUGCAGCCCUUCCAGUUCGACAACAUUUUGCCCACAUGCUAGUGAGUCAUUAAUGGCGCAUUUACGCAACAUCUGUCGAAGAGCAACUACUUCCAGCUAAGUUAGUGUUCCUCCUGUGGAGACGUGAAGAGAGCAUGCGGAUCUGACUGUAAACAUUUGUGUGUGUCUCUGUGUGUGUGAUGAUGGAUGAGGAAGCGUACAACGCGGAGUGUCCAGUCUGCUAUGAGGGGUUCGCAGACGCGGCUCGCACGCUGAGCUGCGGACACGCGUUUUGCCAUGACUGUCUGGUCGGGACUUUUGUGGGAUCAAACAGGGACGGAGUUAUCACCAGAGACACCAUCAUCUGUCCCGUGUGCAGACAUGUCACAUUCGUUACCAGACUGCAGGGACUCGGCGGAAAGAAGGAAAAACACGCGAAGAUGUUGGAGGUGCCGCUGAGGUUCUCUGGGCGCUCCACAUCUGCUCCGAGAUCCAGCGGCGGACGGUGUCGGCGGCUGGGACGCUGCUUGAGGUGGAUUUCGUCCAGAAUGAGCCGCCAGAGGCUGGUGUAUCCUAAAGACUCCUCGCAGGUGUUCAUCAUAAGCGAUCUGGGACGCCCUUUGGCUGAGGAAGACAUUAUUGAUGUUGGGCCAAGUACGGUGAUUCGUGAGAACAGCACUUAUGAUGGCUGUACACUGUGCACAACGUCACACUGCCUGCUGUUUCUUUUAAUAAUUUUCACUUUACUGGCUUUGAUAGCCGCAACACUGCCUUGGGUUUUUCUGGCAUAAGGAUCAUUGCGUUUUGGAGACCUUACUUUAUUCUCUUAUGAUGGCAUGUAUGCUAUGAGAGGUCAACGGAUGAUUACUGCACAAUCUUUAAUCAAGUAUCUGUUUAUCAAUUAUUGACAUUGGAUUAUUUUCUGACACGCUUCAAGAAAUACAGAGAUCAGAGCGGAUGUGAACUACCACCACAUUUCAUUUCACCAGCUUAUUUUGUAAUUAUUUUGUAACUCCUGGUAUACCUAACACAGGUCACAAUGGGCUGCUUUGUCACCAAAGAACUGCUGAUCCCAAGCUGAUGAAAAACCACUGAGUUGUGCUGAGUUGUACCUUGAGCUCCUCUGCUACUAAAUUAUUAAUAUGAAAAAGGAGCAAGGUGAGCAAAAGAAGACAAGCCUGGCAGGCAGGUUGUUACUUUGCAAGGGGAGAUGUUUAUUGGAUAAAGUUUCAUCUUUUUUCAAAUGUAGGGAUUCUGAGAAGGUGUAAGUGUGCCUUGGUACUGCUUGCAUGCCUUCUUUUAAGACACACCCUUGUCCUUCAAGCACUUCUUGUCACACAGGUUAGAAAAUUACAUUUCUUUUCCUUCAUGGCUUGCCAUGGACUCUUUCUAUGGUAUAUUGCUUUUUAUUUGAGAUCUCAGUAACAUUUACAAAUGCCCUUUAUAAGCAACAUAUAAUCUUUGAAAAAACAGCAUCUAU